AUGGGCACUGAGAAUGUGGAUAUAGCCAGAUACAUGUUGCAUCACCCCAACAGAGGACCAAACCGAGGGAGUAUGAUCACUGGAAAAAGCGUUCACAACCAGAGGAUAGAGCGUCUCUGGUUAGAGGUGAAAAAGAAUAUUGUCUUGUACUAUCGAAACAUAUUUUACUACCUGGAACAAUGCAACCUCUUAAACCCUGAUAGUGAAUGUGACUUGUUCAUUUUGCAUUAUGUGUUCUUGCCACGUAUAAACAGGUCUCUGAUUGAAUUGGUUAAUGUUUGGAACAAUCAUCCUUUGAGUACUGCUGGGAAUCGUUCACCCUUACAGCUGUGGCACUCUGGAAUAAAUGCUAUGACCAACUCUGAUUAUCAUGCUAUUGAAGGUGUUUUUGCAGCCCCAGAAGACUGGAACGAGUAUGGAAUUGGAGGUGGGCCCCCACCCAGUUGUGAUACUGAUAAUAAUGUGCAAGUGCCAGAAGUCAACUUUGAACCAACUGAACAACACAUUCAGCAGUUGCAAGAGCACAUUAAUCCAUUAUAUGAUGAUGGUAACCAUGGUAUUAACGUGUAUGUGGCUGCUAUUCUUGUACUAGAGCCUGAAAGUUAA
This is a messenger RNA of Paramuricea clavata, 606 nucleotides long. The record is from the annotation of a GenBank genome assembly. Lineage: Eukaryota; Metazoa; Cnidaria; Anthozoa; Malacalcyonacea; Plexauridae.